Molecule: messenger RNA, 2847 nt
Organism: Notolabrus celidotus (New Zealand spotty)
Lineage: Eukaryota; Metazoa; Chordata; Actinopteri; Labriformes; Labridae
Gene: mamdc2a
Product: MAM domain containing 2a
Exons: 15
Coding region: 500-2515 (671 amino acids)
Biological process (GO): nervous system development
Cellular component (GO): membrane
Source: RefSeq, a predicted model, not a curated record
AGAGUCCAGGUUUUGUCUACAUGUCUAAACCAGUCCAACCUUUUCUCUGGGGUUGGUGGAUUCACCUGCAGACCCUGUGGUGUCUGUUUUCUGGCCCUGUUUGAUUGACAGUUAUAAAACUGUUCGGACUACAGAUCCGUGUCCUGUUUGGUAAGCAGGUCUGUCCACAGUCCUGAACACUUUAAAGACAUCAUUAUGUGUAACUGAAGGACUGAGGGGGGCUCCGCAGAGGCCCUGUUCAGUCUGGGAGCGGCCCUGCCUCCUCGGUGUGCCGGGGCAAAGAGCAGCGGGAGGCGGAGAGGAAACCUGCGCCUCCUCCCACCCUGGAUUAGACCUCCUCAGACCUUAGACCUCCUCAGACCUCCCCCCGCUGACAGACAGGGAACAUGUGUGAGGACUUCAGGAGGGUUUGGAGCUGUUAGUGAAUCUGAGCGGAAAGAAUCUGAGGACGUCCAGAAACUCCAGAGAGACAGAGAGAGAGAAAGAGAGCAGCGACACGAUGAGCCGGGACUUCAUCACUCUGCAGGUGCUCCUCCUGUGCGGGCUCGUUCAUGCUCAGCAGCCCCUCCUGCCCGGCUCGUGCAGCUUUGAGCUGGGCUCCUGCGAAUACACGUCGGACCCUGAGAGCGGGAGCUGGACCAUGAAUAAGGAAGGACAUCUGAUCUCUGUGGACUCAGAACUCCUUCUGGACCAUGAACAGGCAGUUCUGGUAAGUCCUGUUCUGGAACAUCAGGACUGGAGCUGUGUGCGUCUGGUGUACCAGAUCACAGGACAAGGGUCUCUGGAGGUCCACCUCAGACCAGACUCGGACAACUUUGACUAUCUGCUGUGGUCAUCCAGCACAGCCUCUGACAGCUGGCUCAUCUCCAGCCUUGACCUGCCCAACACCACUGAGCCACUCCAGAUUUUGCUGACAGGUCGACCAGAACGAGGAUCAGGAAACAGCGUGGCCAUCUUUGAAAUCCACCUUGUACCUGGUUACUGCUUAGAGUGUAACUUUGAGGAGCAUCACCUGUGUGGGUACAGCAACAGCUGGAACCCCAACGUUAACUGGUACGUGGGAGGGAGUUUGACCAGAGAGAGAGAAGACAACCACACCGACAACAGAGGUCACUACAUGUAUGUGGACUCGGUCUAUGCCAAACACUUCCAGGAAGUGGCGAAGCUGACGUCCCCCAUGACGACUGUGCCGAUGUCGGGCUGUCUGUCCUUCUUCUACCACAGAGACCAGGAGAUAGGAAACAUCUUCUCCAUCUUCACCAGAGACCAGCAGGGACACUACGAGGACGUCUGGAAGCCUGAUGUUUACUUUACCUCCGGCUGGGCUCAUCAUAGCGUGGACAUCAAGGCCCCAAGACCCCUGGAGCUGGUGUUUGAGGCAGCCUUUAACAGUGCCAGAGGAGGGUACGUGGCCAUAGACGACAUCACGUUCUCAUCUGAGUUCUGUCACACUGAAACAGAGCCGACCUUUGACCCCACUGUGGCAGACUGUGACUUUGACAGAGGGAUGUGUCUCUACCAUCAGGAGAGAGAGGACAGCGCAGUGUGGAGACGAGUUACAGUGAAGGCUAACCUGUACAGGACAGGUGACCACACCACGGGGACAGGUGGUUUCCUGUUGGCGAACGCGCCCGCCACCUUGAGGCCGGGGUAUGUGGGUCGUCUCCAUGGCCCCUUGCUGCCAGGUAACCACAGGUACUGUGUGAAGUUCUUCUACCUGCUGCAGGGGUUUAGGAGCGUAGACAACUCUCUGCUCCUCUACGUCUAUGACGAGAACAACGUGGCCCAGGAGAAGGUGUGGAGUCUGAGCGAGUCCUCCAGGGCCGUGUGGACGCAGGUGGAGAUCACCUUCAUGAAGCCCAUGAGCUCCAAGCUGGUCUUUGUCAGCAUCUGUAAGAACUUCUGGGAGUGUGGUCUGGUCGGCAUCGAUGACAUCACAACCAGCCUGGGUGACUGUCGAGUACACGAAGGCCCCCUCCCCACUCAGUGCGACUUUGAGGAUGGAGUCUGUGGAUUCAUCCAGGACAAGACUGAGGACAACGAUUGGCUGAGAGUCCGAGGACACACCCCCACCUCCUACACGGGCCCCCGAGGGGACCACAGCACAGGGGUGGGUCACUUCAUGUACAUCGAGGCGUCUCUCAUGCGUCCCGGUCAUAAGGCCCGCCUCCUGACCUCUGACCUGCGGGGCUCCUCGUCCCCUCAGUGUCUGCUCUUCUACUUCCACAUGUACGGCUCAGGUACAGGCAUACUGAGCGUGCUGCUGCGCCACAGAGGCACGGACACGCUGCUGUGGAGGCGACGUGGAGAGCAGAGCAUCAGCUGGAUGAAAGCCACGCUGGACUACACCUGUGAAAACAGACACCAGAUUAUAUUUGAAGCCAUCAGAGGGCCGUCGCUCCGCAGUGACAUCGCUUUAGACGACGUCAGCUUUAAGAGGGGACCAUGUACAGAUCUCUCUGAUGUCACUCCAUUCUCCGGAUCCUCUGAAUAUUUCAACGAGAUCGAGAAGUGAACCUGCUCAGAGUGAAGCCCGACAGUUUACACCUUCGUAGAGCCAUAUUCAUAUAUUCACAGUAAAUAAGAUAGACACGGUCAGAGCGUGUGUUACAGCCUCAGAGAGAUUCACUCAUGUUCAACACCAUCAUGGAAAUAAACUGACGGACAGAGUCAUCAGAGAGACACGCUCUGAUCAUACAAAUAUAAUGUGGAGCGACUGACUGCUGAGAGGAAACAACCGCAUCUUCAUCAUCUCCAUCAUCAUCAUCAUCAUCAUCUCCACCUGAACACUGACAGACUCUGUUCAGGAUGAGUUUACAUGGUUUAUUAAAUACUUUGGAAACAUUU